Molecule: messenger RNA, 6914 nt
Organism: Oreochromis aureus
Lineage: Eukaryota; Metazoa; Chordata; Actinopteri; Cichliformes; Cichlidae
Product: disco-interacting protein 2 homolog C
Exons: 38
Coding region: 382-5283 (1633 amino acids)
Source: RefSeq, a predicted model, not a curated record
UAUUCUGCUUUGUGUUAAAGAGAAAAACAAGUGUAUGUGUGUCCCAGCGUUUGCUCCAUUGUGUGUGGUGUGGAUGGGCGUGGAGACUGUGUGGCUCAUAUUGAGGUCAGAUGGAGAAGCAGGAAAAAGGGAAUAAUACUCAGGAGAUCAAAUAAAGGAUGAAAGAGAUGGCAGCAGCGAGGUAGAGACAGAAGACAGAGGAGGAAGCACACAGUAGGUCAGCUGUCAGAGAGAGAGGGAGGGAGGGAGCGAGGUAGACGGAGAAAGUGGUGAGAGGUCCCCGAUGAGGAGAUGAACCUGUUUCCCCAGCAGGAGGAGGAGUCUGUCGACGGGAUUUGUUCCAGCGCGUGUUAGUGGUGUUUUAGGCAGCAUGAAAGAUUCAUGGAGAUGAAAAGGCUCGCCGGUCGUCUGGUCGGACAGUCUGAUGGGGACGUUGGUGGGGGAGGAAAACACUGGGAGGAGCUGGACUGGUGCACGUCCUGCAGACUGACAGAUAUACAGCACGCUCAGAAAGGUGACAUCACACAGAAGGGCUAUGAGAAGAAGCGAUCCAAGCUAAUUGGAGCCUACUUACCUCAAGCACCAGGAAUGGAUCCGUCCAUGGGCCAGGAGAGGAGAACGCCCGUCACCCCGUCGUCGUCCUCCCGCUACCACCGCCGGCGGUCUUCUGGCUCCAGAGACGAACGUUACCGAUCAGAUGUGCACACGGAGGCGGUGCAGGCAGCCCUGGCAAAGCACAAAGAAAGAAAGAUGGCGGUGCCGAUGCCUUCGAAGAGGCGGUCUCUUGUGGUCCAGAGCUCCAUGGACGCCUACACACCGCCAGACACCUCCUCGGGCUCGGAGGGCGAAGGUCAGGGGGACGGCGAUGAAGAAGAGGGAGGAGAAGGUGAAGAAGAAGACGGAGGAGGCGGUGGAGGAACCUCGUCCAGCCAGGAAGGGAGCAUAAGCAUGGAGCACUGGAUCAGCAGGGCAAUCCACGGCACCUCCUCCACCACCACCACCACCUCGUCAACGGCCUCCUCGUCCUCUUCCUCCACACGCAGCGGCGGGAGUGGGGCAGCGGCCGGCAGGCUGGCUGACGUGCUGGCCCAGCAUGUUCACAUUUCCUCUGCGCACCACCACCGCCACCACCAUCACCACCACCACCACCACAGUAAAGAGAACCACUCUGCCCCUCCAGAUGUCACCGGCUACACCAACAAUACCGCCAACGCCACCGCGACUGAUGGCAUCCAGGUGGAGAGAGCCCCGGGCGCUGGCACCGCAGCCCAAAGACAGACGCCCAAGUACGGCAACGCCGAGCUGAUGGAGACCGGAGAUGGUGUUCCAGUCAGCAGCAGAGUUUCAGCCAAAAUACAGCAACUCGUCAACACUCUGAAGAGACCCAAACGGCCGCCAUUAAGAGAGUUUUUUGUUGAUGACUUUGAAGAGCUUUUGGAGGUCCAGCAGCCAGACCCUAACCAGCCCAAGGCUGAAGGGGCACAGAUGGUACCCAUGCGGGGUGAGCAGCUGGGUGUGGUGACCAACUGGCCCCCUUCUCUGGAGGCAGCUCUUCAGAGGUGGGGCACCAUCUCUCCGAAGGCCCCAUGUCUCACCACCAUGGACACCAACGGCAAGCCGCUCUACGUGCUCACAUAUGGUAAACUGUGGUCCAGAAGUGUGAAGGUGGCGUACAAUCUGCUGCACAAACUGGGAACCAAACAAGAACCGCUCGUGAGACCUGGAGACCGGGUGGCGCUAGUUUUCCCUAACAAUGACCCCGCCUCCUUCAUGACAGCCUUCUAUGGCUGCCUGCUGGCGGAGGUGGUUCCUGUGCCAAUAGAAGUACCGCUGACCAGGAAGGACGCCGGCAGUCAGCAGAUUGGGUUUCUGUUGGGGAGCUGUGGAGUGACUGUAGCUCUGACCAGUGACGCCUGCCAUAAAGGGUUACCCAAGAGUCCCACUGGAGAGAUCCCACAGUUUAAAGGCUGGCCGAAGGUGAUGUGGUUCGUCACGGAGUCCAAACACCUCUCCAAACCGCCCCGAGACUGGUUCCCACACAUCAAGGAAGCCAACCAGGACACUGCCUACAUCGAGUAUAAGACGUGUAAGGACGGCAGCGUCCUCGGCGUGACGGUGAUGAGGAUAGCGAUGCUGACGCACUGCCAGGCCAUCACACAGUCCUGCUCAUACACAGAAGCUGAGACCAUAGUGAAUGUACUAGACUUCAAGAAGGACGUAGGACUGUGGCACGCCGUCCAGACAAGUGUGAUGAAUAUGAUGCACGUCAUCAGUAUUCCCUACGCCCUCAUGAAGGUCAACCCGCUGUCCUGGAUCCAAAAAGUCUGCCAGUACAAAGCCAAGGUGGCCUGUGUGAAGUCGCGGGACAUGCACUGGGCUCUGGUGGCCCACCGGGAUCAGCGGGAUAUCAAUCUGAGCUCCCUGCGGAUGCUGGUGGUGGCCGACGGUUCAAAUCCCUGGUCGAUCUCGUCUUGUGACGCCUUCCUCAACGUCUUCCAGACGAAAGGUUUGAAGCCGGAGGUCAUCUGCCCGUGUGCCAGCUCCCCCGAGGCGCUGACUGUGGCUAUACGCAGGCCGCUGGAGGAGGGCACCACCCCUCCUGGUCGCGGCAUCCUGUCUAUGCAGGGUCUGAGUCAUGGCGUGAUCCGGGUCGACUCGGAGGAGAAGCUGUCGGUGCUCACGCUGCAGGACGUCGGCUCCGUCAUGCCUGGAGGUCUGAUGUGUGUGGUGAAGCUUGAAGGUGUUCCCCAGCUCUGUAAAACAGACGAGAUCGGAGAGUUGUGCGUUUCUACGGUUGCCACGGGGACCUCGUAUUACGGCCUGGCCGGUAUGACCAAGAACACGUUCGAGGUCUUUCCCGUGUCCAACAACGGCACUCCCAUCAGCGAGUUUCCCUUCACCAGGACCGGCCUGCUGGGAUUCAUCGGACCUGCAGGUCUGAUCUUUGUUGCGGGGAAGAUGGACGGUCUGAUGGUGGUCGGUGGGCGUCGGCACAAUGCUGACGACAUUGUUGCUACGGCGCUGGCUGUGGAGCCCAUGAAGUUUGUAUACAGGGGACGGAUAGCAGUGUUUUCCAUCACGGUGCUCCAUGAUGAGAGGAUCGUGGUCGUGGCUGAGCAGCGGCCGGACUCGACUGAGGAGGACAGCUUUCAGUGGAUGAGUCGAGUUUUGCAGGCGAUAGACGGUAUCCACCAGGUGGGGGUGUACUGCCUGGCUCUGGUCCCCUCCAACACUCUGCCCAAGACUCCACUGGGUGGCAUCCACCUGUCCGAGACCAAGCAGCUCUUCCUGGAGGGGGCGCUGCACCCCUGCAACGUGCUCAUGUGUCCGCACACCUGCGUAACGAACCUGCCCAAACCCCGGCAGAAGCAGCCAGAGAUCGGUCCUGCGUCUGUGAUGGUCGGGAAUCUGGUGUCGGGGAAGAGGAUCGCCCAGGCCAGCGGCAGGGAUCUGGGUCAGAUCGAAGACAAUGACCAGGCAAGGAAGUUCCUCUUCCUGUCUGAGGUGUUACAAUGGAGAGCCCAGACCACUCCAGACCACGUCCUGUACACACUCCUCAACUCCAGGGGCACGAUAGCCAGCUCUCUGACUUGUGUUCAGCUGCACAAGAGAGCAGAGAAGAUCGCCGCCAUGCUGGCUGAACGGGGCCACCUGCAGGAUGGAGACCACGUUGCACUGGUCUACCCUCCAGGAAUCGACCUCAUCGUGGCGUUUUAUGGCUGCCUUUAUGCCGGCUGUGUGCCAAUCACGGUGCGGCCGCCUCACCCGCAAAACAUCGCCACCACGCUGCCCACCGUCAAGAUGAUCGUGGAGGUGAGCCGGUCGGUGUGCGUGAUGACCACGCAGGUCAUCUCUAAACUGCUGAGGUCCAAAGAAGCCUCGGCGGCCGUGGAUGUCCGGACCUGGCCUCCUGUCAUGGACACAGACGAUUUGCCAAAGAAGAAACCUCCUCUGCUGUAUAAACCGUCCAACCCCGACACCCUGGCCUACCUGGACUUCAGUGUCUCCACCACCGGCAUGCUCGCUGGAGUCAAAAUGUCUCACACAGCCACCAGUGCCUUCUGCCGCUCCAUCAAGCUGCAGUGUGAGCUUUACCCGUCCAGAGAGGUUGCCAUCUGCUUGGACCCAUACUGCGGCCUGGGCUUUGUCCUCUGGUGCCUUUGCAGUGUGUACUCAGGUCACCAGUCCAUCCUGAUCCCUCCGUCCGAGCUGGAAGUGAACCCGGCUCUCUGGCUGUCAGCCGUCAGUCAGUACAAAGUUCGCGACACCUUCUGCUCCUACAGCGUCAUGGAGCUCUGCACCAAAGGCCUCGGCCUGCAGACGGACUCGCUGAAGGCUCGAGGGCUGGACUUGUCUCGCGUGAGGACCUGCGUGGUUGUAGCAGAGGAGCGUCCCAGGAUAGCCCUGACGCAGUCCUUCUCCAAACUCUUCAAGGACCUGGGACUCCACCCCCGAGCCGUCAGCACCUCCUUCGGCUGCAGGGUCAACCUGGCAAUCUGCCUGCAGCCUCACAGGCUGGGAAAACUUGCCGACCAGGGCACCUCAGGACCUGACCCCACAACUGUUUAUGUUGAUAUGAGGGCGCUGCGACAUGACAGGGUCAGACUCGUAGAGAGGGGCUCGCCACACAGCCUGCCACUGAUGGAGUCCGGGAAGAUCCUCCCAGGGGUCAGAAUCAUCAUCGCCAACCCAGAGACCAAGGGACCAAUGGGAGAGUCACAUCUGGGAGAGAUCUGGGUGCACAGCGGCCACAACGCCAGCGGUUACUUCACCGUCUACGGGGAUGAGGCGCUGCAGUCCGAUCAUUUCAACUCCAGGCUCAGCUUUGGAGACACGCAGACCGUCUGGGCUCGGACCGGAUACCUGGGCUUCCUGCGCAGGACCGAGCUCACCGAUGCCAGCGGAGAGCGCCACGAUGCCCUGUACGUGGUCGGUGCUUUGGAGGAAGCCAUGGAACUCAGAGGGAUGCGUUACCACCCCAUCGACAUCGAGACCUCCGUCAUCAGGACACACAAGAGCAUCACAGAGUGCGCGGUGUUCACGUGGACCAACCUGCUGGUGGUGGUGGUGGAGCUGGACGGUUCGGAGCAGGAGGCCCUGGACUUGGUCCCCCUCGUCACCAACGUGGUGCUGGAGGAGCACUACCUGAUCGUGGGCGUGGUGGUGGUGGUGGACAUCGGCGUCAUCCCCAUCAACUCCAGAGGGGAGAAGCAGCGGAUGCACCUGCGGGACGGCUUCCUGGCCGACCAGCUGGACCCAAUCUAUGUGGCCUACAACAUGUAGCGCCCCCUGGUGGCUGACGAAUUAUUGAGGAAGAUGCAAAGACAAUUCUGUUCGAGAGACUGAAGGAAGGAAAAGCGGAGCCGAGGCAGAGUUUCCGGCACGAGGGGGAGGAGAUGGUCGACUUUUUUUGCCCUGAAUUUCGGUGCUUACUCCCAGGCUGCGUAACCGCUGCAAACUAGCUCCCAGAAUCCAGCGCUGGCAUCUAGAUUGCAUUCAGGUCAUACUCAGUCUGAGAGGAAGUGCGGUCCCCGGGUCGUGCCGACUGUUUACCGAAAAGUGGAAAACUCGCAGCAGUGGAGGACAAUCGUUAGGAAAGACCCGGCUUUUAAAGUGCGUGUGGCUCACUCUAUAUUUUCAUGUUAUUUGCUUUCCUUCCGUUUGUUUUUUAACAUGUCCUCGAAAAAGUUUAGGCUAUUUUUUUGAAAAGGAUAUUUACACACACAAAGAGAAAAAAACUAAAUGAUAUCGACCAUUACAAAGUGCGACAUAUGUUUUGAUACGAGGGCGGGGUCUGAGGGGAGCGCAUCGCAGCCGUCCCCCAGUUUUACGAUGAGGUACGUUUCUUUCGUAUUUUUCUUUUUUUCUUUUGGAAUCGUUAUUUCCUGAAGCCCCAUCUCAGCGGAAAGUCAGCGUGCUAAUUUUCAUAUACUAACAGCUGCAGCCUUCAACUCCGUUUAUUUUUCCGUACAAACUAACGGCUUCGACCGAAGCUAAACACAUAAAUUCAUAUCAUGUAAGUAUGUACAAACAGAAACUGAUUUAAUUUAUUUUGUUUCUCUGUUAGAAGUAUAUGACGAGACAUUCGAGAAUGUUUUGCUCUUGAAUAUUUGCUAAUAUUACGAAAAAGAAAAAAGCAUUGUAUUAUCUUGAGUGAAACAAACUCACAUCAAGCCUAUUAUUGAAAAUAGAAAUAUAUGAUUAUAGAUUAUAUUAAAGAUGAGCGUAAGGAUUAAUCCCAGACAAAAGCAGAAGCAUGAGGGGCCGUGUGUCUGCACGCUGGUCUGAAAUGUGUCAGAUGGAAAAUUAUAAAAGCGAUGCUCUGAGGAGUUUUAUUCCAGCUUUCGUGUGAAGAGUUCUGAUCCUGUCCUGGGAAUAAACAGAAACGUUGUUUUAUUCUCUUAAAUUAAAAAAAAAAAAAAUCCCUAAAAGUUCCCAAAAGUUAUUUUUAUAGUCGACUCUUUUUCAAUAACAGAGGAUGACAGUAAAACUUAGCCAGAAAUGUAAAGAAUCAGAAGUUUAGGUGUUAUUGAAAUGUUCAGUUUGAAUUUGCCUUUAUUUUACAUUUCUAUUUAUUAUUGGGGCAACUUUUCCAGCUCAGUCACAAGAAUAAUUAUUUGCCUACAAGGUGAUGGAGAGCAUUUAGUGUCAGGGCUGUUACGAUGUUAGAGUGAAGUAACAAUAUCAUCAUAAUAUCUGUAGAUAAUGUGAACAUUUUAGAUUAAUAAUUGAAAACUCAUCAACAACUUUGUUUUGUUGACUUUUUAAUCAUUUUAAAAGCCUAAAUGUCUCGUACCGUCUCUUAGUCAAAGUAAAGUUGUAAAUUUUAGAUCCUGACAAAUUUAUCACGUUUGCCGAUUUAUCAGUAGGAGCGUUUAGAUAUACUGAUCCAUGAAAAUUAAAGAAGAGGCGGG